AUGGCCAUCGUCCUGCCCUUUGCAUCACUCAAUUCCAAUGUGGCUGUCCAGCCCUUUGCCUCUCACGGCAUUAAGAAGCGCCCGUUGACGCUCCGCCGUCACGUGAACAACACGCCCCAAAUCCCUCGCGAUGACGUCGUCGCCGCUUCCAAGCAGACGCUCGGUCACUCGUCGAUUGGCCACUCUGGAAGCAGCUCGAACGGCAAAGUCCCAGUUGACAUUAAUCCGCACGAGUUGACGCUGCUCAAAGUCGUCGGUCGGGGCACCUUCGCCUGUCAAGUGGCGCUGGCCAAACACGACAAAACCCAGAGCCUGUACGUCGUCAAGACGCUCGAGAAGCGCUCGUUGCGCCAGCGCAAACAAGUGGAGCACACGCUCACGGAGAAGAAGGUGCUCGAGCAGCUGGACGGCCACCCGUUCAUUGUCAAGCUUUACUCGGCUUUCCAGACUGCACACGACCUGCACUUCGUGCUCGAGUACUGUCAAGGGGGCGAGCUCUUUUUCCACUUGCAGCAGCAAGACUCGCACCACUUUGACGAAGCCGCGACGCGGUUCUACGCUGCAGAAGUGCUGGCUACUCUGAGUGAGCUGCACGCUCGUGGCAUCGUCUACCGCGAUCUAAAGCCGGAAAACGUCUUGCUAGAUGCUCAAGGACAUGUGAAGCUGACAGACUUUGGUUUUGCCAAGCAGGACAUGAAGGCUGGACAGCGCACGUACUCUUUCUGUGGCUCGCCCGAGUAUUUGUCGCCUGAGAUGGUCAAGAAAGAUGGUCAUGGCAUUGAAACAGAUAUGUGGUCGUUUGGCUGCUUCAUUUACGAGCUCCUUACUGGCGCGCCGCCAUUCCGAUGCGAUAACAUGCUGCGCCUUUUCAGGUUGAUUGAGCAAGGACGGGUUUGGUAUCCACCUUUUCUAUCGGGCCACGCCAUGUCGCUGCUCAAGGGCUUGCUGUGCGUCAAUCCUGUCAGUCGUCUCACUGCCACACAGGCCAUGGAGCACCCGUUUUUCAAGCAGUCUCUCGAUUGGAACGAGCUCUUGCAGCGCCAAGUGCCGCCGCCUAUCGUGCCCGUCUGUCGUGGCCGCGAAUCCACCGAGAACUUCGACAAAGACUUUACGACUGCAGCCGUGAUGUCACUGAAGCUGCAACCGAGUGAUCUCGUGAACCGCCUGCGCCGUGAUGACUGUUUGGAAUUAGUCACUGGAGCUGACGAAUUCCAGGACUUUUAG
Messenger RNA from Peronospora matthiolae, 1224 nucleotides. The record is from the annotation of a GenBank genome assembly. Lineage: Eukaryota; Oomycota; Peronosporomycetes; Peronosporales; Peronosporaceae.